Pangasianodon hypophthalmus (striped catfish) is the source of this 3340-nucleotide messenger RNA. It is a transcript of the gene med16, whose product is annotated as mediator complex subunit 16. The coding region runs from base 379 to 2880 and encodes 833 amino acids. Gene Ontology annotation, cellular component: mediator complex. Gene Ontology annotation, molecular function: protein binding. The record is from RefSeq and is a predicted model, not a curated record. NCBI's taxonomy places the organism in Eukaryota, Metazoa, Chordata, Actinopteri, Siluriformes, Pangasiidae. Gene Ontology annotation, biological process: positive regulation of DNA-templated transcription. The transcript is spliced from 14 exons.
GUCAUUAGCGUAGGCUUGCUGUUUUAACGUACUGUUCAGUACGGCAGUAUGUGAUUUUUGUGCGUAGCUUAAGACGUGAAUUACAUGUACGUUCACAGGGUUUUUUUCUUAGAUAAUGGGGGAAAUAUAAAACUUCAGAAUGUUAUUUGUAGGCACUAUCAGCAUAUUAUUAAUCAGAAACAUAUAAAAUAGGUGUAAUUUUGAAGACAUUUGUUUUUCCUUUGUUUUGUCCACUUAAUUUCAUGUUUUGUUUUGGCUAGCUAGCUAGAUAGACAGAUACUGUAGGAGGAUAGAGAGAGAGACAGAGAGAGAGAGAGAGAUUCAGGCGUAAAUUGAAUGGGUUUAAUGAAUUGAAUCGGAAACGUCAAUGGUUUAAAGAUGGAUGUUGUGUAUGUGUGUGAGUGGGAGAAGAGAACCAAAAGCAACCACUGUCCUUCCAUCCCGCUGGUGUGCGCGUGGUCAUGCAGGAACCUCAUCUCCUUCACCACCGACCUGAAAAAUGAAGAUGAAGACAAAGAUCUCAGUCAUAUGAUCCAUAUCAUUGAUACCGAGCAUCCCUGGGAUGUCUACUCCAUCAACUCUGGUCAUACAGAAGUUAUCUCGUGCCUUGAAUGGGACCAGUCAGGAUCCAGACUGCUAUCUGCAGAUGGGGAUGGACAGAUCAAGUGCUGGGCAAUGACAGAGCACCUGGUGAACAGCUGGGAAUGUACACAAAGCAGUGCGGUCGAAGGAGAUCCUAUUGUCGCUCUGUCAUGGCUGCACAAUGGAGUGAAGCUUGCUUUGCAUGUAGAGAAGUCCGGCUCCACCAACUUCGGCGAGAAGUUCUCACGGGUGAAGUUCUCUCCAUCGCUUACUCUUUUUGGUGGGAAACCUAUGGAGGGCUGGCUGGCUGUGACGGUGAGCGGCUUAGUGAGCGUGUCUCUGUUGAAGCCGAAUGGCGCGCUACUUUCAGCCAGCGAGAGUCUGAGCCGCCUGCGUGGCCGUGUGGCCCUGGCUGACAUUGCCUUCACAGGCGGCGGCAACAUCGUGGUAGCCACGACGGACGGCAGCAGCUCCUCACCUGUGCAGUUCUACAAGGUGUGCGUGAGUGUGGUGAGCGAGAAGUGCCGUAUCGACACCGAGCUGCUGCCCUCGCUCUUCAUGCGCUGCACCACCGACCCGGUACGCCGCAACAAGUACCCUGCUGUCACACACCUCAAAUUCCUCACAAGGGAGAACUCUGAGCAGGUAUUGCUAUGUGCAUCCAGUCAGAUGGGUAGCAUCGUAGAGUGCUGGUCCUUACGGAAAGAGGGGCUCCCAGUCAAUAAUAUAUUUCAGCACCGCUCACCCGUUGUGGGAGAAAAACAGCCGAUGAUUCUGAAGUGGCGAAUCCUUUCAGCCACAAAUGACCUGGACCGUGUUUCUGCGGUGGCGCUGCCUAAACUGCCUAUCUCAAUUUCCAACACUGACCUUAAAGUUGCUUCAGACACAAAGUUUUGCCCAGGCCUUGGCCUGGCUUUGGCCUUCCAUGAUGGCACUAUUCAGAUACUACACCGUCUGUCCCUCCAAACCAUGGGUGUGUUUCCUGGGACUACUGGCACUUCUCAGCGUGUGGGGGACGAGCCGACGAUUAAACGCCAGAGAACUGGAGGUCCGUCCGUGCACUUCAAAGCCCUGCAGUUCUCCUGGACUUCUCUGGCUCUGGUUGGUGUGGAUAACCAUGGAAAGCUGCACAUGAUCCGCGUGUCCCCCUCCAUGGGUCAGAUGUUGGACAUGAACAUUCUGCUGCGCCAUUUACUGUUCCUGCUGGAGUACUGCAUGGUGACAGGCUACGACUGGUGGGAUGUGCUGCUGCAUGUGCAACAUAGCAUGGUGCAUAACCUGGUAGAGAAACUCCAUGAAGAGUACAUGAGACAGAAUCAGGCAUUACAGCAGGUGCUGUCUACCCGAAUCGUAGCUGUAAAGGCCUCUCUGUGCAAGUUGUCUUUAGCCACAGCAGCCCGGGCAUGUGACUUCUAUGCCAAGCUGCUCCUUAUUGCCAUCAGCUCCACGCUUAAAUCUCUGCUAAGGCCCCAUGUUCUCAACACACCAGACAAGAGCCCAGGAGACCGGCUGGCAGAGAUCUGCACCAAGAAUAUAGACACUGAUAUUGACAAGGUGAUGAUCAACCUGAAGACGGAGGAAUUUGUUCUGGAUGGGCCUCCACUCCAGUCCCUGCAACAGCUCAUUCAGUGGGUGGGAGACUUUGUGCUGUAUCUGCUGGCCAAUCUGCCUAACCAGGGCUCUACAGUGCGACCAGGCUUUGGUUUCCUGCGUGACGGACCUUCCCUGGGCAUGCUGAGGGAGAUGAUGGUGAUGAUCCGCAUCUGGGGCCUGCUGAAGCCCGGCUGCCUGCCCAUCUACACAGCCACCUCAGACAACCAGGACAGCAUGUCUCUGCUCUUCCGCCUCCUCACCAAGCUCUGGCUCUGCUCACGAGAUGAAAGUCACCCUCAGGAGCCAGAUGAGACCCUGCUGGACGAGUGCUGUUUGCUGCCCAGUCAGCUGCUUGUGCCCAGCAUGGACUGGCUUCCCAUCAACGAUGGCGUCAUUACGAAGAUCCAGAGCAAGCACCAUUUACGGCUGCAGUUUGGCAAGCCCUAUACACUGCCCGGACUCAACCCCAACUCACAGAUGGAGCUUUUCUCCAGGAGUCCAGCAUCUCAGAGGAUGGACAAUCUCCGCUGCUUACACAUGGGCAUCUGUCCCACAGAGGACAGCAAGGCCUGCACCAGGUGUGGCUGUGUUACAAUGCUGCGCUCCCCGAACAAGACCAAUGCUAUGAAGCAGUGGGAGCAGCGAUGGAUAAAGAACUGUCUGUGUGGAGGCCUCUGGAGGAAGAUCCCUAACUCUGUGGCAUGAGACCUUCCAGGCUUCCAAGUUCCUCUGACAGGUUUUCCAAAAAUCUGACAAUGGAGGUUGUUUAUAUGGUUCCUGGCCUGGUCCUAAAUGCCCAGACUCACCAUCUUUAGAGAGUCCUGUUUUUGUCAUUCUGUUUCUGUUAAUGUUAUUAGUAUGUUAAGUUGGUCAGCAUUACCAUAGUGGUCCACAUGAAAAAGGAUAAAAAAGAAACCUGUGUUACAGAAUUCAGUAAAGGAUUAUUUUUUAUACACAAGUGAAACACUUUUCUUCUACAUACAAAGUACUUUAAAGUAUUUAAAGUAUAAAUCAGGCAUUUCAGUAAAAGGUUUGUCCAUUAUUGCAAAAGUUGUAUUUUGAUGAAUUAUGUUUUGACUAUUUGUAAAUAUUAAGAAGCUUACUUUUCCAUGUCAAGUUUUAUAUUACUUUCUCACAAUAAACUCCAAGGCAGAUGUGCUGACAA